Molecule: messenger RNA, 3807 nt
Organism: Dendronephthya gigantea
Lineage: Eukaryota; Metazoa; Cnidaria; Anthozoa; Malacalcyonacea; Nephtheidae
Product: adhesion G-protein coupled receptor D1-like
Exons: 20
Coding region: 336-2981 (881 amino acids)
Biological process (GO): cell surface receptor signaling pathway; adenylate cyclase-activating G protein-coupled receptor signaling pathway
Cellular component (GO): membrane
Molecular function (GO): G protein-coupled receptor activity
Source: RefSeq, a predicted model, not a curated record
GCAGAAUAGUUUCAUACCUGAAUUUACUAAUCAGUGAAUAAGCCGGUUGCGCUUUUAAAAAUAAGACAUUGGUAAUCGUGACUAAAAGACAUAGAUUUAAAGUAUGGUAAUUUGCAUUCUAAAUAAUCCUUGGUAUUGGUUACCGGAUGAAAGAGAAAUCAGUCAUAUUUUUCUUUGUCGAGAGGGUAAGACGCCAGUUGCAAUGGCAGAUGUAUUAUUAACAUUCGUAUUUGAUUGUUGAGACCGGAUCGAGUGAAUUGAAUGACGAGUAGUGUUUGCAAAGGACGAAAGGAUACUGAAGAGCCAGGGAAAUCAAAUUUCGUAAUUGGUCAAACAUGUCUGUGGAUAAAUGCGAUAUUGUCGCUGUAUUGUUAAUCAUCAGUUUGCUCCAAAUUACUGUGAGUUUCACUGGCGUCAAAGGUAACCAUAAAGGAAAUUCCAAAGGCGGCCAGUGCGUGAGACACGAUAGAUUUAACAACGCGAACAAAACUAUGAUCAACCCAGAAAAAAAUGAAUUGAAACGUUUUAGGCUUCUCUGUUCUGCGCCACCAUUUGAACUAGCAUUUGAAGUACGAUACACAAAUGGAAAACUAUGUAGCUGUGGGCGAUAUGAAGCCAUCAAAGGGAGAUUUGUCCAAUGUACGAAAAAAUUGACUUUGAAUUUCACCACCUACAUAUUUGCCGAAAAAGAACUUAAGAGGACGUGGAGGUGCCACUUUAAAUUUUAUGAGCAAGGUAACGAGUAUUUUUCUCAAGUUGAACUCACAAUUGGUCAAAAAAAUGUUCCUAAUGAACCAAGUUCAAUAGCUGGAAUGCCUGCUCAUCCAACAUGGCUCACAAAAGCAAAUUUUACCACUCGGCUUUCUACGUCUGUAAUUGGUCAUUUAUGUGGUGGAUCUUCACAGAUAACUAGUCAAAAUGUACUUGGAAAUUCUGCGACGUAUUCAAGUCAAAUAAGUUUAUUUCCGUCCAUAACAUUCACCUCUGAAAUUUCCUCAUCAAUGCCUAAGUCUUCAACUCCAACCAUCGAGCCGACACCCCUGGAUUCAAGCGUAGUUACGAUUAGUCUUUCCAUCUCGCCAGUGCUGCUGAUAACACCCUCAAUGAAGGAUAUUCAAAGAAGUUCCUUUAUACGAGUUACGCCAAGUAAAACCAACGUAUUUUCCACCAGCAUAUUGUCUCCGGAUGAAGAAGAGAAGAAAAAACUGAAAGAAGAUAUCGAGUUCGUCAACAAUUUAAACACAUCCAAUGUGAAUAUCAAUGAUGAAAAGACAAUUAAGCGAGUGUUGGAUGCUGCUGCGAAUUUGAUAAACACAAACCUAACAGCUGAAGACCAAAACGAGGACCCAGGAAUGCAAGCAGUUAAGGUGUUGGAAGAUCUUGGAAAGUCCAUUUCUCGACAACUUGCUCUACCCAAAAACGAGAGUUCUGUUACUUUUCAAAAAGUAACAGACGAUCUUGUGUUCGGCGUGGCUUUGGUGAAUGCAACGACAACACCAGACUUUUCAUUUCCUUCCGAUGAAAGUAAAGCAACGGGAAGUGAAAAGAUCAAUAUUCCAAGCUCUGUUUUUGUUUCAGACUCAGGCAAAGCAUAUUUUGUUGGUAUAAUUUUCAAGGCGUAUCGCGAAAUGAGAAACAAAACUGGGAAUUUCACCAUGGGAACUAAAGUUAUAAAUGCAGCAGUUUCGCCUCCGCUACGCAAAACACUUGCCGACCCCGUUGAAAUGACAUUCAAGAAAAAUAUUAUUAGUGAAACGGUUGCUUCAGAUUGUUCGUUUUGGAUAGAAAACGCCACGCAUCCAGGUGAACAUGGUGGAUGGUCAACGAAACAAUGUCAAAGAACAUUUGAAAAUCGCAGUCAUAUUCAAUGUCAAUGCUAUCAUUUCACUAACUUUGCUGUUUUGUUCAAAGUCUCGGAUAACCAGGAUGUGUCAAACGAAGACACGUUCCGUCUCGUUAUCAUAACUCACAUUGGCUUGGGUCUAUCUAUCUUGGGUUGUUUUCUCACCUUCGUUGUUUAUGUCACUUUAUCAAACGUCAAAACCGAUAGAGCAGUGAUCCACACGAACUUAGUUCUGGCACUUGGGAUUGCUGACGUGAUAUUUUUGGUAACUGUGAUUGUCAAACCAGUUGGGGAUUCAUGUUUAGCUUUGGCGAUGUUGGCGUUUUUCUUUUAUCUUGCUGUGUUUUUCUGGAUGUUGGACGAAGGUGUUUACAUUUAUUUGAUGGUUAUUAAAGUUUUUCGUGGCAACGAUGCUAUGAGACGAAGGAUGGCUUACCUUGUGGGAUGGGUGUGUCCAACAAUCAUCGCGAUUAUCACCUGGGUUCUUUUAAGAGAUGAAGUCGUUUCAAAAUACCAUUGCUGGUUAUCGGUUAAGUCGGGAGCUAUAUGGGCAUUUGUGGGUCCCGGAUUGCUGAUUAUUUUGAUUAACUUUAUUAUUCUUGUUGUUGUCAUGAGAACGACCUGGGUAAGAUUUGGUGAUGACAAAGAAUACGGCAGAUUAAAGUCGGCAACGAAGACAUUUGGCGCAGUCAUUCCUAUCUUGGGAAUAACCUGGAUUUUUGGUGUCAUGGCAUUCAAUGAAUCUUCCAUUGUAUUUCAAUAUUUAUUUGCUAUCACCAAUUCUUUGCAGGGGGCUUUAAUAUUCAUUCUUUACUGCUUGGUUAACAAAGAGGUGCGAAACGAGCUUCGACGGAAGCUAACGGUAUGGCAGACUCGUCGUGAGUUCUCUUCAUCCUCGGCGAACACUCGCCGUACCUAUGUGAUCUCUUCGGAAAAAAACACGACGUUCAAUCUCACUACAGCUUCGAUGCAGGCCACCCCGGACCUUUACCGGCGUCCCAUGGAGGUAAUUGAAGGCGUACCACCCCAGGGGAAGGUAGAUCUCGGGUAUACCUCUGAAGAUGACAAUAAAACAAAAGAGAAAGAAUUCGAAUUGGGUGGGGAAGAAUGGAGUGGUGGCAAGAAAGGCAAAAGUUGAAUCAGGCACCGGGGCUAAGCAUUUUAUCGAAUUGAAAAAAAGGACUUGCAUGGCGAUGGGAUAGUCAGCGUUACUUGCGUUACCGAUAGAUUGGUCGACAUGUAGAGGUACACAAUAAGGUUUUCUGUCAAGUUUUCUGUCAGGUAUAUAGUUAAUUAAUUGUCUCUCCAUUGACAAAGUUUUUAUCAGGUUUUCAUCCUAAGGUACCCGUUGUGACUAAUGCAAAACUAAUAUGACCAAUUGCUACACAAAUGUGUUUAGGAAUUAAACUAGAUGAAAAUGGUAACUAGGAUAGUUAUAUUGAGAUGAUAUGUAAGAAGGCAUUGCCAAGUGAAGGUUUGGCGUUAUAAAACGUACACAGCUCUUUGUUCUAUACCUUAUAAUACCUAAAACAACGUUAUAAUAAUCUUCCUAGGCCGAAACGCGAAUAUCUCAAAAGGUAGAUAUAGCGGCGCUAUGCUCUGAAAUCAGCUUCCAAAUUAACGAAGAAAAAUUAGUCACUUCGUUUCCAAAGCUUCGUUUGAAUUUUGUUGAAUAAUGACACGUUUCCUAUACCUACAUCUAUGUAAUUUGUGUAUGUGCAUGUGUAAACUGUCUAGUAUUGUAGUUUUAAUUGUUUUUAACAUUUAAACCUCCCCCAUGGAGGUAAUAUAUUGGUUUUAAAUAAAGUACUACAGAUAUACCUACCUACCUGCCUAUCUACCUACCUACCUACCAUGCAGGAACCUUAUCGGCAAAAAACUGGCAAAGACUAAAACAUGCUACGUGACGUCUGUAAAGAUGUUCAAGGUCCUUGAAACUUUUUUUUAGGUUCUGUGCAUAGCGA